Molecule: messenger RNA, 435 nt
Organism: Chrysochloris asiatica (Cape golden mole)
Lineage: Eukaryota; Metazoa; Chordata; Mammalia; Afrosoricida; Chrysochloridae
Gene: RCAN2
Product: regulator of calcineurin 2
Exons: 3
Coding region: 1-435 (144 amino acids)
Biological process (GO): calcium-mediated signaling
Cellular component (GO): cytoplasm; nucleus
Molecular function (GO): calcium-dependent protein serine/threonine phosphatase regulator activity
Source: RefSeq, a predicted model, not a curated record
AUGGUCGACUCCUCAGGGCAACUCCAGGCUCCAGGGUCGACUCCUCAGGGCAACUCCAGGCUCCAGGCUCCAGGCUCUAUGAUUUGUAAAAUGAUAGAGGUUCAGACUCCAGAGACAGAUGGAGACAAACUGCACUUGGCUCCACCACAGCCCUCCAAACAGUUUCUCAUCUCACCCCCUGCAUCUCCUCCUGUUGGCUGGCAGCCCAUCAGUGAUGCCACACCAGUCCUCAACUAUGACCUCCUCUAUGCUGUGGCCAAACUAGGACCAGGAGAGAAGUAUGAGCUCCACGCAGGGACUGAGUCCACGCCAAGUGUUGUCGUGCACGUAUGUGACAGCGACAUAGAGGAAGAAGAGGAUCCAAAGACUUCCCCAAAGCCAAAAAUCAUCCAGACCCGGCGUCCCGGCCUGCCGCCACCGUCUGUAUCCAACUGA